Molecule: messenger RNA, 1019 nt
Organism: Amphimedon queenslandica
Lineage: Eukaryota; Metazoa; Porifera; Demospongiae; Haplosclerida; Niphatidae
Product: nucleolar RNA helicase 2-B-like
Exons: 2
Source: RefSeq, a predicted model, not a curated record
GUAAAUAUUAGUAACCUGUGCCUUUUAAUAAUUUUAAAAAAGAUCACUAAAUUCAAUGCUCAAAUGGUAAGCUAUAGCAUUGUAUUAGUCAUGCACACAUAGCCAGACUCCCCUUUUUGACAUUUGGACACAAUCCAAUUAGUCAUAUAUCAAAAAGGGGAGGAAUAUGGCUAUGCAAGCCUAGUUAGCUACAAUACAAUCAGUCACAGCAAAAUACACUUACAUCAUGAUCAUCAUAUUUUAAUGCAGUAGGAGGAGUUGCUCCUUCAGUUGAUGAUAGUGUCUCUACUGAGGAUAUAACUGCUAAUGGUUGCGUUGUAUUCUGCCAUGGAGUCGGACUCCAUGUUUCUUGUGCGAGAGAAGGUGGAAAUGAGCUCUUUCCUUCUUUCUUUUUAAGUGUCGAUUUUGGUUGUCCUUUUACUCGUUUGUGAACAUAAUGAGCAGCUCCACCUAAUCGGCUUACUCUCUUCUGCAUCUGAUUAUCCUUUUCCCCGCCCCCACCUUUUUGUUUAGAACCAUCAGUGGGUCCAGUCCCUUCCUCUCCAUCUAUCCCUUUUGACUCUUUGGACCUCUUUCUCUCUGCCAUUGAUAAAAGUUCUUCGGUUUCGAUUGAUGUCUUCAAGUAUAAUCUCGAGUAUAGUAGAGGACAAAAAUGAUCAAGAUGCCACGCCUAUGCUUACACCCACAUGCCAACACCUCUUCACCACGUGGUCAAAAAUGAAGAGAAAGAGAAAGUCUGAAGAUGUCCAUGAGGUGAAACACCUCAAAGAUGCUAAUGGUGAGUCUGUAAAGAGUAAAGGAGAAGAAGAAGAUGAAGGACCUCCUCCAGAGAGUGACUUUAAGAAGUAUCGUAUCAGUAAAGUAUCCAGGAAGACCCUUAAGUCACGUGGUAUAACUCACCUCUUCCCUAUACAAUACAAGACUUUUGAUCCUAUUUAUGACAAGAAGGAUGUAAUGGGACAAGCUCGUAAGAUACCGUAUAGACCAGUUGGCGCUAAGUAUAGUCCAGUUGGUGCUAA